Molecule: messenger RNA, 309 nt
Organism: Geodia barretti
Lineage: Eukaryota; Metazoa; Porifera; Demospongiae; Tetractinellida; Geodiidae
Source: the annotation of a GenBank genome assembly
AUGGCCGCAUGUAUCAGGCGGAACAGAUCCCUGCUGAAGUGGUUGGCGCUCGUGCUGACCAUGAGCUCAGUUUUGGUGUGGUUCGGAGUCACCGUGGGAAUUAGUUCCCGGGAUAAGUCGGCCAGCGCGUCGGAGGGCAUCGGACGACUCGCUGGUGACAGUGAGACCCACGGGAAGUUACCUCUGUUUCUCACAGCUAGCACUACAAACGUCAACGAAAUAGAUCCGAGACGCCUCUCAUGUGCUGAAGUCAAUGGAGACUCCUACAACACUGCCUACCUAGAACUGAACCAGUUUUACCUUCAAUGA